Molecule: messenger RNA, 1403 nt
Organism: Gorilla gorilla gorilla (western lowland gorilla)
Lineage: Eukaryota; Metazoa; Chordata; Mammalia; Primates; Hominidae
Gene: GSTZ1
Product: glutathione S-transferase zeta 1
Exons: 9
Coding region: 443-1006 (187 amino acids)
Biological process (GO): L-phenylalanine catabolic process; glutathione metabolic process
Cellular component (GO): cytoplasm; mitochondrion
Molecular function (GO): maleylacetoacetate isomerase activity; glutathione transferase activity
Source: RefSeq, a predicted model, not a curated record
GCCCGCUGGGGCUCGAAGUUCCGGGAGGGUUGGGCCAGAGGAGGCGGUCCUGGUGGGGAGUGCGUAGCUGGGUGGAGUCGCUGUCCGGUCGCGCUUCACUUCUGCUCCGCCCUCCCUGCUCCCCAUAACAGACCCCUCCCUCCACUAAGGCUUCCAAACGUCGCCCCAAGCCUCCCAAUUUCUCGCAGCCCUUCACGCUCUUCUCUUGGCCCUAGCAGGAGUGGUCACCAGCAGUCCCUGUCCCUUGGCACCAGGAGUCCCUGUAGCCUGGCUAAGUAAGGAAAGGGAGUUGCAUCUCCAAAUAAGGAAGAUCCAGUUGUGGCCACCCAAUUCCUCCUCUUCGAAAGACACUUUCUGCCCAUCACCUGCUUUCUGUGCCAGGACCAUCUUUACUUUCUCCACAAAAGCCCAUCCUCUAUUCCUAUUUCCGAAGCUCCUGCUCAUGGAGAGUUCGAAUUGCUCUGGCCUUGAAAGGCAUCGACUACGAGACGGUGCCCAUCAAUCUCAUAAAGGAUGGGGGCCAACAGGGGUCCUGGGCCCUCUCCCUGCCUCACUGCUCCCCUCUGGACAGCUGGCCAUCAUUGAGUAUCUAGAGGAGACGCGUCCCACUCCGCGACUUCUGCCUCAGGACCCAAAGAAGAGGGCCAGCGUGCGUAUGAUUUCUGACCUCAUCGCUGGUGGCAUCCAGCCCCUGCAGAACCUGUCCAUCCUGAAGCAAGUGGGAGAGGAGAUCCAGCUGACCUGGGCCCAGAACGCCAUCACUUCUGGCUUUAACGCCCUGGAGCAGAUCCUACAGAGCACAGCGGGCAUAUACUGUGUAGGAGACGAGGUGACCAUGGCUGAUCUGUGCUUGGUGCCUCAGGUGGCAAAUGCUGAAAGAUUCAAGGUGGAUCUCACCCUCUACCCUACCAUCAGCUCCAUCAGCAAGAGGCUGCUGGUCUUGGAGGCCUUCCAGGUGUCUCACCCCUGCCGGCAGCCAGAUACACCCACUGAGCUGAGGGCCUAGCUCCCAAAUCCUGCCCCGUUGGCACAGGGCCACAGGAGCAGAAGCUGGGUGGGCUGAAGAGGCCUGGAAACGAGAGUCUUGAGGAGAUGGGAGACUCAAACUCUAGCCCUGGAUCUGCCUUCCUGCUGAAACCUGUUCCACCUCAGUCCCCUCAUCUGUCACACGCAUGUGGGGUGGCGUAGGGAGAUGCGGGGAGCAGGGUGGGCAGGAAUACUGUUAUCUAUGUGACGGGGCAGUCGUGAGGCUGAGAUGAGAAUGUGGAUUAAAAUGCCUGGCGUGCUCACCGUAACACCACGGGGAAGGCUGUGUGCCUUUUCUCAUCCGCUUUUGUUGUGUGUGACUCCAAAGAAUGCCCGCACUGAAAUUUGGCAUGAAUUAAACUGAAGCCCAGCCUCUA